This is a messenger RNA of Closterium sp. Naga37s-1, 504 nucleotides long. The record is from the annotation of a GenBank genome assembly. NCBI's taxonomy places the organism in Eukaryota, Viridiplantae, Streptophyta, Zygnematophyceae, Desmidiales, Closteriaceae.
AUGCAGCGGUGCUGUUCAGCUGCUUCCCUCCUCCCCCUUCCAUUUUGCCGUUGGGCAGCAACCCCCUCUCCACUGAAGAAGAAAGGAGAUGAGAGUGAAGGGGAGAAACUCUCAACAAACCUCCCAGUCCCCCCGUCACUUCGACAAAAGCGAUACGCUUCAACCCAUCAGCGCGACGUGAACACGGAGGAGUUGGAUCACCUGGUGACCGGCGAGCGAGAGACGCCUCUCGUUAUUGAUUUCUGCGCUGACUGGUGCGGGUCGUGCGACAUCCUCUCCGAGCAACUUGAAGAGUUAGCGGAGGAGUACGACGGGCGCGUGCGGUUCGUGCAGGUGAACACCGAUCAGGAAUACGACCUUGCAGAUCAGCUGGAGAUCCGCGGGCUUCCAACCAUGGUGUUCAUGGGUAAGGACAAGGCCAAACGAGCCACCCGCAUUGAGGGCAUGCUUUCAGUGGACACCAUCAGGCAACUCAUUGAUGACGUUGCUGAUCUCCAUACCUAA